GAAAAUUUUAGAUUUAUUUUGUUUAUGGAAUGGCUCUAGUUAGCGAGGAAAGUUCUAAAUCUCAAAGUAGUUUGGGAUCUUUCAAAACACUCGGACUUGAUCCAAGAAUAUUGAAGUCAUUGCGAAAACUCAAGUGGGAAAGUCCGACUGCAAUCCAAGCUAGUGCUCUUCCUUUGGCACUGUCCGGAAAAGAUCUUCUGAUCCAGGCUACAACUGGGAGUGGAAAAACUGCUAUUUUUGUGCUUCCUAUGGUCCAGAAAAUUCUGCAGAUCAAAGAAUCGAAAACUAAGGAAGCGAAAAGCAAUUCAGUCCUAGCUUUGGUGUUGUGUCCUACGAAAGAAUUGUGCAUUCAAACAGAAGAAUGUUUUGUUCAGGCUACGAAAACAUUUCCAGGUAUAAUUGUGUUUCGAAGUUUAGACCCGACGGAGGCUAAAAGUGGGGUAUUUUCAUCUCUCGAAGUGCAAUUUCCAGACGUGCUGAUUGGGACUCCACGUCAAGUUUCUAGAUGUCUUAGCAGCUUUUCUGGAAAGAUCAUCCGCAAAGUGAAAUUGGUAGCCAUCGAUGAAGCAGAUGCAAUGUUUUCAUGUGGGUUUGAGAAAGAUCUUCGGGAGACAUUAAGCCAUGCUGGCCGCAAUUUUCAAUCAAUCGUACUUUCUGCCACUUUGAGUAAAGAAGUAGCUAUUAUCAAGACGCUUUUACCGCAUAAUUUAGCGUUGGUAAGAUUGCUGAACCAAGAGCUACCAGAAAAGAAACAAUUGAAGCAGCUGUGUUUGAGAGUCCAACACAAGACUGCCAAAUUUUGUGUACUACUGCAUUUGUUGAAGUUUGAGAAAAUACGGGGCAAAUGUCUUGUGUUUUGUAAUAAUAUCAAAAGUUCCUACAAAUUGAAGUUAUUUUUGGACAGCUUCAAGUUUUACAGUUGUGUUUUGAAUGACCAGUUGCCUUUCAACUCGAGACACAGUGUAGUUGAGUUGUUCAAUUCGGACCAGUACGACAUCAUCAUUGCGACUGAUCUGGCUGCUCAAUCUUUUCGCAGCGAGAAGAAAAAACACACAGACCAGGAGUUCUCCUUAUCCAGAGGAAUCGACUUCCAAAAUGUAUCCCUGGUGCUGAACUUCGACUUCCCAACUGACUCUUCGGUGUACAUUCACAGAGCAGGCAGGACUGCCAGAGGAGCGAAGAGGGGAACUGUGCUGUCUUUAAUAAUGCCGUCAGACGAAGCAGCGCUUACAGCUGUACAGGAACGAUUAAAAAGUGACAGCGACGAUGCGACAGAGGAAUCAGAAAAUGCAGUUGAGGAUUACUUUGUCGAUAUGGCCGAAGUAGACAAACUUGUGUACAGAGUGAACGACGUGCUCUCGUCUCUCUCUAACAAGACCAUCCGAAGUGCACAGCUUCAGGAGAUACACACGGAGCUGCUGCAGUCUGAGAAACUUAAGAAGCACUUCAAAAAACACCCCAGUGACCUGGUGGCCGUGCAACAUGGAAACAACCAGACUGGAAGCAAACUCAAGAGGAAGUUCGAAGACAUCUCAGAGUUUCCGGAGUACCUGGCUCCCACGAAACUAUCCACUAGUGAUGCCGGAAUUGAAGAGGUCCAGAGCGAUACACGGGGUGUCUUAGGAGAGAGCAAAGAUGACGGAGGAGCUUGGGACCGGAAAAAGGCGAAGAAACAGCUGCAGAAGGAAACUCUAGAUUACUACAAGAAACUAGGUCUCCUGAAGAAAGGCAAAAAGCAGAGUAGAAACAAAGAUCCCCUCAAGUGUCUAUGAUAUCUUGGUAGAUUUUUACGAUGUCAAUGUUUAAGUGCAAGAAUCUUCGCAACCAUCCCGCGGAUCCAGAAAAAAGACUGA
This is a messenger RNA of Symsagittifera roscoffensis, 1853 nucleotides long. Its product is annotated as probable ATP-dependent RNA helicase DDX56. The record is from RefSeq and is a predicted model, not a curated record. Bases 30 to 1772 code for a protein of 580 amino acids. Gene Ontology annotation, molecular function: ATP binding; nucleic acid binding; RNA helicase activity. Lineage: Eukaryota; Metazoa; Xenacoelomorpha; Acoela; Convolutidae. The transcript is spliced from 2 exons.